Messenger RNA from Procambarus clarkii (red swamp crayfish), 1041 nucleotides. The record is from RefSeq and is a predicted model, not a curated record. Lineage: Eukaryota; Metazoa; Arthropoda; Malacostraca; Decapoda; Cambaridae.
AAAAAAUCAUUACCACCAAGUGUUUUAAACGAUACGUUCACCUCGCACGCGUUCGAACGUUCCAAUACCACAGACAAUCAGCGAGUGAACGUACCUGCACGUGACACCGAACGUUCCCUGACGUGCGUCGAUACCUUGCCCUAGUGCAAGGUGGUCUUAGUGUCACUUCAAGUAUCAACACCAGACAGGCAUAACCUCACUAACCGCCUCCGUAGCUACUCGUGCGGCUACACUCUCCACAACCAUGAGGAUGCCGACGAUAGUCAAGAUGGACCACAGUACAGAACCCCAGAGUCACUCAUCCUGCAUCAAGACCCGCAGAUACUGUACUCUAUUUGCGAUUGCUGGAGUGGCAAUUUUUAUUUUAACGUAUUCUGUGGCGAGUCUUGCAAACAGCAACAGCGCAUCUCCAGCUGAGAAAACAAAUCAUACACCUCUGUAUUCCACGACAACAGCGAAUCGUAUCGCAGCGACCGAUCUCCCAAACACGGAGGCUUCUCGUUACGACUUGACUUCAACAGUUUCAUCGCCUGAGACGGACUGGGAGAUUCAGAUCCUGCAGCAAGUGAAGGAAUUAACCGCUGUGGGAUGUCGACCAACGUUGCAAGUAAAGCACGUGUUGACCUUACUCGCUCCCGAGGACGACCUAGGCGACAAGGACCUUUACCCCGAGUGGGUGGUGGUGGGUCGCUGCCUGCCCUCAUGCAGCUACUGUCAAGCACCUCAACAAUGUCUUCCCACACCAGGAACACUACGUAAUAAGACCUUCGUGGUUCGUGCUACUGACGACACCAGAACUGUGUAUCGUAAACGACAGGUCGUCGAGCACACAACUUGUAGCUGCCAGUAAUGGUGGUAAAGUACGAAGCGCUGUGACAGUGAAGCCUUGUACCAAGUGUCUUAACAUGCCUUCGAGAAACUAUAGCUCUCAAAAAACUUUUAUUUAUGUUUUAUAAAAUUCUUAUAUUAUCUCAGUAUUGUAAGUUAUGACUGAAACACUCAUUCACUGUAUAUUAUUAUAUCAUAUUUAUUAAAUUUGUU